UGAUUGAACUGUAAACUAUCAACAGUCACGUUCAACCCAAGCAACUAGCUGGAAGGUGGCCGCUAGAUUUAAGGUGUCUUUGGUCUGUGAUACACGUGUUUAAACUAAAUUGGAAACGGAAUACUUAAUUAUUAGGUCAUAUUGAAUAGAUUACGCCGAAAUGAGCAAAUUAUUGAAAAUCGGUUUCCUUGGGGGAGGCAAAAUGGCACAAGCAAUGGCAAAAGGUUUCAUUUCAGCCGGUUUGACCAAGGGUGAAAAUAUGACGGCUAGCUUUCAUCCAUCGGAUUUGCCAAAUAUUGAAGCGUUCAAAACCAUAGGAGCACUAACUUAUGUGGAAAAUCUUCCGGUAGUGCAGAGCUCCGAGGUUAUUUUUAUUUCCGUUAAACCUUCGACAGUACCAACAGUGCUCGAAUCUGUCCGACCUUCUAGUGAUGGAAAGCUGUUCAUAUCGAUUGCUAUGGGAGUAACUUUGGCUGAACUGGAAAAAUCUUUGUCUCCAAAAGCACGAGUGAUUCGAGUAAUGCCAAAUACACCGGCACUCGUUCGAAGCGGCGCAUCCGUUUACGUCCGGGGCAAAGCAGCAACACCGGAUGAUUGUACGCUGACACAAGCGCUGUUCGAGGCCAUUGGAACAUGCGAAGAAGUGACCGAAUACCUGAUGGAUCCAAUAACUGCGCUUUCCGGAAGCGGACCUGCCUACAUUUUCGUUCUUAUUGAAGCACUGGCCGAUGGUGGCGUCAAGAUGGGUCUUCCACGUGAUUUAGCAUAUCGAUUGGCUUCGCAAACCGUUAUGGGAUCGGGACUGUUGGUUCGAGAAUCAGGCCGCCAUCCGGGCCAGCUCAAAGAUGACGUUACUAGCCCGGCCGGAUCAACAGCGGCUGGAUUGGCCUUCUUGGAAAAGAACGCAUUCCGUCAUGCCGUGGCCGGUGCAGUCGAGGCAGCGACGAUCCGGUGUCGUGAAGUCUCCGGCAAUAAAUAAUAUCGAUGACAUUUCUUCGCGCCCAUCACACAACACGGAACACGGAUACCGAGGGAACAACGGAUUGAUGCAGAGCACAGAGUACGGCAACUUUGGAUACUUAUUAGGAUAAUAAAUAAUAUCGAACAACGUUCGAGGACAAUAAAAGUGCCAGAAUGAGUCUCAAAACAAUCGCAACGGAAGAAAUAUCGACCGUUUAGUCACAUUUGACUAGAAGAGGGUGUCUCGAAAAGUGUAGGCAAGAAAUUAAACAUGCUUUUUCUAUUUUUGAGAUUGUUUAGGAACUUUCGAUCAGUUUGAAUGUUAAGAUGUUAACACUAGAA
Molecule: messenger RNA, 1302 nt
Organism: Uranotaenia lowii
Lineage: Eukaryota; Metazoa; Arthropoda; Insecta; Diptera; Culicidae
Gene: P5cr-2
Product: pyrroline-5-carboxylate reductase 2
Exons: 4
Coding region: 161-979 (272 amino acids)
Biological process (GO): L-proline biosynthetic process
Molecular function (GO): pyrroline-5-carboxylate reductase activity
Source: RefSeq, a predicted model, not a curated record